Molecule: messenger RNA, 1062 nt
Organism: Paramecium tetraurelia
Lineage: Eukaryota; Ciliophora; Oligohymenophorea; Peniculida; Parameciidae
Exons: 4
Source: RefSeq, a predicted model, not a curated record
AUGAGCAUUCGAUUAUAAGACAUGAGGUUAUUUCUGCUUAAAGACAACUCACCAGUCAAAGUUGAAUUGAAACAAUAAGAUGACAUUCUCUUCAACCUCGUCACUAAAGCAGAUCGAUCACCAAUUAAUAUUUUGGUUCCAGUAAUUGAAGGCAAUUAACCAAUAACAAUCAAAGUAAAUGAUUACAAUGCUGAACUCCUUCCCGACAAUCUUGAAAUGUAAUCAACAUAUAAAUUGCUACUUUAAAAUGGGUAACUUACUUAAGAACCUAUCCAACCGGGAGAUGUCUUUGCAUUGUCAUUCAAAGUUAGAAAUGGUAAUGCAAACACUCAAGGAGUAACAGGCAAUUCAGCUAUGAAUGGAUCUACCCUAUCUACUAUUUAGCUAUCCCAAUUGAGACACAAAUUAGUUGAAUAAGGUAAAGGAACUUCGAUGUAUUAAUCUGCUUCUUCACUCAGACACAGCAUACCUGAAGUGUCCUUCUCCAAAGCUCAGAGAUUUGAUAAAAACUUAACUCUCAGAACUGAGUUCAAUUACAGUAUUCCUGAUACUGUUGGAUCUGCAGCCAGAUCAACAGGCUUCGGUUAUGGCAACAAAUUCAUUUCUCCUUUGUAUGUUCAAAGGAAUGCUGAAUAAAAUCCACCUCCUGAUGCAUAUUUCAAAGAAGAAACCAAAUAGCCCUCUAAAUAUCGAAAAACUAAUUGGUCCCAAAGUGAUAGAUUCAAAAUGUCACAGACUGUUCAAGUACCUAGUCCCAAUUCCUAUGAGGUUACCUAGAUGAUUGGUUCAAAUAAACCCUCCUGUACCAUCGGUGCCAGAAUUAAGCCAUUAGCUACCUUUUAAGAAAAAGUUCCUGCCUCCAACACUUACGAGGUCAAAUCAUCGAUCAUUGAGCCUUCAAGAUUUAAUAGGAUUACACUUGGAUACGGUAAUAAGUAUGAUUUCACCAAAAAUGACAAAACUCCAGGACCUGGCACAUAUGAGUAACCUUCAGUGUUUAAAAAUAUGUCUUCUUCUAUUUUAAAUAAUGGAACAUUAAGAACAAAUGUAAUGAGAAAAUGA